UGUUUUCUGUCAAUUGCGUGCUAUUAAGAAUUUAACAAUUUUUGAGAGAAAACAAAAAUAAAUGGCUAGUUUUUCACCAAAUCAAAUGCGACAAUGCGCACGCAUAACAAGCACUGCAUGCACGCCGGAAAAGGAGCAGAAGCUGCGAGAACAAAUUCACAGCGAGCUGGCAAAAAUAAAAUACUGCAGCAAUCCCACAUACGAGUGUAGCUUGAUGCGCAUUGAUGGCUAUGAGUAUUGUAUACGGCACAUUUUGCGCGAUCCACGCGCCAACUACCGCCAGUGCACACAUGUCUACCCAAAUGGCAGAAAAUGCAUCAAUGCUGUGCCCAAGCUUGAUACUAAAAAGGAACAAAUAUUGACUACGCUCUGCUUUGAGCACAACCGUCAGACACAGUUGCAAAAGACACACUUAUCAGUGGGUCGCUUACGUAGUCGUGUGGAAACCAAUGAAACACUUUUGAGUAGCCUAACACAUCAUGUCAAUAUAGAAGAUAUUAAACAAGAGUUGCCCAAACAGGAGCAUGACGAUGAUGAGAUUGAUGUAGUGUCUCCACACGUAACACCAUUCGUUAAUCAGGAUCAUACCAAUCCAAUUGAGCAUGUUGUUGCCAGCGUACGCAAACGACGUCGAAAUCUGGAUUAUGCGUCAGACAGCUCAAGCAAUGCCGAUGAACCGCCGUGCUUGAAGAAUACCGCACGUGACUUGGAAUUCUUUGAAUCAGACUAUGAAAGUGUCGAUUCUGAAGAAGAUGAUCCUCUCAAGCAUGCAGGCGUCUACACACGGGCAGAGGCAGUGCGCCUUUCUGAGCAGAAACUAAUCAAACUACAGGGCUUAUACCGCGAUCAAUUAGUGCAUUUGCAACACGUAUUCAAACAGAGACGACGCAGCUAUAUGCAUGACAUACGCCGCGAGCGUGAGACAUACUGUAGCAUACAUGAUCAACUCAAAGAAACGCCACAUGAACGCAAACUGUAUGAACAGCUCAAGGCAUUAAAUGGCUACCAUCGUAGACAAGGCAUGGAGGCGGUGCUCUACAAGAAAAUGAAGGAGAAACGGACACGUGACAUUGUUCUCCCAACAAAAUCUUCUAGUCAGCCCAAGUGUGUGUUCACUGAGGGUGGCGUCAAGUGCGGUGAGCGCACAUUGCCUUGUUGUAAGCACUGCCGCAAGCAUAUACUUGAGGAUAAACGUCAGGUGUUGUAUCGCGCUUGUGGCGUUGAACGCAGCGGGGUUGUGUGCCAAGAGCCAGUGGCUAACAUACUCGAGGACUCGACUUGUGUGCUCCAUCUGGGUGUGGCGCCGGCAAAGCGCCAAUAUAUACAAAAGUUGUAUGAAGUACCGAACACAUCGUUGAUCGAAAGUAUUUUUACGGCAGGCGGCAGUGAGUGUAGUAUGGUGGUCAAUGAUGGUGAGCGCAUUGAUGAUUCCAUUGAGAGUGGGGAUAAUCAAAGUGAUCUAUUGGAUUUGGCUGAAGGUAUUUUUGAUUUUGAUCAAGAUACAGCUGAAGAUCUCGCCAAAUCAAUCGAUCAGAAUUAUGCCAUGUUACUUGAUAUGGACUGUAGUGAAUUGGGGCUGGGGCUUGAAGAUCCUUACAUUACCGAUCGUAACAUAAAAUUCGAAAAUCAAGAACAUGCGAAUAAUCAAGAUGAAGCUAUUCAAAUCCCGUUUAACUCUAAUGAAAACUCAAUUCCAAUUGCAUUUCAAAACGAAACGACAUUUCAAUUUGAUCAAGAUGAGGGUGAUAUGUUGAAUAUUCUUGAUGGUAUCGAACAGUUGCCCUGGUUUAAUGCACUCUUAAACUAACUGCAUGUAAAUUCCAUAAACUAAAUGCGAAUCUGAAACAGAAGAUGAGGAAUCAGCCACUAUAACCGUCAAGAAGGAAAUAAAAACAGAAGCUCUGGAGACAAGCAAUGAAA
Messenger RNA from Drosophila busckii, 1920 nucleotides. It is a transcript of the gene dgt1, whose product is annotated as KAT8 regulatory NSL complex subunit 2. The transcript is spliced from 6 exons. Lineage: Eukaryota; Metazoa; Arthropoda; Insecta; Diptera; Drosophilidae. Gene Ontology annotation, cellular component: NSL complex. The coding region runs from base 62 to 1807 and encodes 581 amino acids. The record is from RefSeq and is a predicted model, not a curated record.